AUGCAAGCGGUGCGUGUGGCGGCGGCGGCGGCGGUGGCGGCGGCGCUCCUCUGCCAGGCGGUGGCGCUGCCCGAGGAGGUCGGCGACGCGGUGGAGCUGGAGGACGACUUCGAGGAUGACGUGCCCGUCGUGGCCAAGCGCGUCGGCUCAGGCCGAACCUUCUCGGAUUGGAGCAAGAAAUUCUGGGAGUGGAUGGGCUAUGACUAUGACUACGACUAUGACUACGAGUACUACUACCCCUCCAGCAGCGCCUCGCAGAUCGGCUACGGCUACCCCGCCGUUGGCUACAUCCCUGCUUCUGCCGGAGGCCACCACUCCUCUUACAGCAGUUACAGCCCCAUUCAGUCAGGCCACCAAUUUGGCCACCCAGCUCGAGACGACGACAACGAUGACGAGUGGUCUUUCACGGACAUGAUGUUCGACAUGGCCGUGACCAUCGUCCCCAUUGGAAUCUUGCUCUCCGCGCUGCCCGCCGGCUUCUUGACCUUCGCCAUCAGGAGACGUAGUUUCGAUGGCUCAAACCACCUGGAGGAGGAUUUUGACCCGUCAGAGCUACCCCUCCUGCAGGCGAUGAUGGAGAACGACUUCUUUGCCCUUGGCGAACGCGAGUGCCAGAUGAAGCUCUUCUGCGAGCUCACUCUGCUCGGCGAGAAAGAGAACGCUUCAUUCAUGCAGAAAGCUUUGUACUACAUCGCCACGUUGACGCCAGACUUCAUGGCCCGCCGCGUCGGCCUCGAGAAGCUGUUCCGCACGUCCCGCGCCGGCACCUGCAGCGUCUUCAGCUGCAGCGCCGCCUACGGUGAAACGCCGAAGGUCGCGCACAAACCCACCCACACCAAUCACAUCGACGAGGUUGCAUCCGAGGUCGAGAAGGAGGCGGUGGAAGUUUCCAAGGAGUGAACGCCAACGGUGUUGCAGCUGAUUUGGGACUGAACUGCUCCAUCAGCCUAUCUCUCGCGGCCACGAGGCUCGCGCUUCUUUUUGGUCGUAAACAUCUCCUGUUUUGUUUAUCUUAGAGAGCGACGUCGUGAUUGGCCCAUGCGAUGACCGCCUGGCCAAUCAGAGGGCUGAACAUAAACAAGGCUAGUCAUGUUUACUCCGAGAGUCGUCGCCGUCUUUCCAGGUCGAGAGAGUCCGCACUGGCACCAAUGCAUCUGGCGAGUAAUUGAUAAGAUCUUCCUACACUAUUUAACCGAAGUUAACACUGUUUUUUUUUUCUUUUUUUUUCUUUUUUUUUUAUAUAAAUAGAUGUAAAUUCUGGGUAGGUCUCUGUUCUAACUCUUGACGAACAAGGAAGGAAGUUGCGAAACGAUGACCGACAGACUACGCAUUCGGACAAACUGCCGCGACGACCCAAAAGAAGACACGAUUCACUGUGCCAUAAGGGCCAUCAUGCUCACUCCACGACGAGGGUCUCCCGCGCGCGCGCAGAGACCCAACAGAACCUCUACAAGGAGUCAGACCAAACUGUCCUCUCUGAACCGGGUGACGCCAGACAAGCCUAAGUCGUGUUUAAGAAUUUGGCCUCCGAGACUCGAGACUGUGAUUCCCCUGACGCCCCCCCCCCCCUCCGCGUUGGCGCCUCGACAUCACCGACGUAGAAAACUAAGUCAAGACGCUUGCAAGGCAGCUUCGGGCUCGUGUGCGUGGCCUCACGGGGACGCGCGGAGAGCCUCUGCAAGGAAGUUUGUUUUACCCUUUUUGACGUUGUUGUGUUAAUGCUGUUGCUCUCUGUACUUCAAUCUUCAUGAUUUUCACACACACACACACACACACACACACACACACACACACACACACACACACACACACACACACA
This is a messenger RNA of Penaeus monodon (black tiger shrimp), 1819 nucleotides long. RefSeq lists its product as uncharacterized. The record is from RefSeq and is a predicted model, not a curated record. The transcript is spliced from 5 exons. Bases 1 to 900 code for a protein of 299 amino acids. Lineage: Eukaryota; Metazoa; Arthropoda; Malacostraca; Decapoda; Penaeidae.